GCGAGGCUGGCCGGCGCCGAGGCAGGGGGCCCGGCAGGCCCGGCCCAGAGGCUUGCGGCCCCGAUUCCCAGGGGGAAGGCAAAGCCGGCGGACCCCACCUCCAGGAAGUGACGCCACGGGGCGAGCGGCGCCGGAGCCCGGGGCCCGCCGGAGCGGGGGGCGCGCAGCAUGGCGGAAGCGGAAGGGAGUUCGCCGCUCCUGUUGCCGCCGCCGCCGCCCCCACCCGGGAUGGCGGAAGUGGAGGCACCGACGGCGGCCGAGACGGACAAGAAGCAAUUCAGCGGCUCGGGCAGCAGCGCCAUGGACGUGGACCGGAGCCGCUUUCCCUACUGCGUGGUGUGGACGCCCAUCCCGGUGCUCACGUGGUUUUUCCCCAUCAUCGGCCACAUGGGCAUCUGCACAUCCACAGGAGUCAUUCGGGAUUUUGCUGGCCCCUACUUUGUCUCGGAAGACAACAUGGCCUUUGGGAAGCCCGCCAAGUACUGGAAGUUGGACCCUGCUCAGGUGUACGCUAGCGGGCCCAAUGCAUGGGACACAGCUGUGCACGAUGCCUCUGAGGAGUACAAGCACCGCAUGCACAGUCUCUGCUGUGACAACUGUCACUCACAUGUCGCAUUGGCCUUGAACUUGAUGCGCUAUAACAACAGCACCAACUGGAACAUGGUAACGCUCUGCUUCUUCUGCCUGCUGUAUGGGAAGUAUGUCAGUGUCGGGGCUUUCGUGAAGACCUGGCUGCCCUUCGUCCUCCUCCUGGGCAUCAUCCUAACUGUCAGUCUCGUCUUCAACCUUCGGUGAUGGCUGCGUCAUGGCCCUGAGCCCACCAGAUUCCUGAGCAGGCAGUUGCCACCCCUUUUGGUUCCAGAUUCUUCUUUCUUCUUGCCCCAAAAGGCAGGGAUGGGUUUGCUGGUUAGACCCAGGGGUCUGGGCUAGACGGGAUUGAAUAGGGACUGAAGACAAGGGGGGGUGGGGGUGUUUGCUUGUCGUGUCUCACUGGUCACUAAGAAGCUCCCUGUCCCCUCCUCUCCAGGCUUGUGAGCCCUGCCCUUGAGGCACCCUCUUUGUUCAUCUGUUGGAAAGGCCUUAGCUUCCCUCUGUAGAGCUGCUCCUGCCACUGCCUGCUGGGCUUCCUCUGCCUCAGCCCAGUGCCUGAUGGGGAAAGGGAACACAUUUGGACCACCGGACAAGGCACCACAGGGGGCCAGAGCUGGAAUUGGAGAACAUCCGCCUGCCAGGUCUCUGGUCCCAGGGCAGGUGGAGUAUACUAAGAAGUCUCCACAAGCUAAUCUGCCCUAGGACUUUCACCACUAGACUCUAGAAUGAUCUAGUAGGGCUGGAUGGGCCCCCAAUCAGAUGUCUGCCAGAAGCUGCACUAGGGGCAGUGUGCCCCAUCUCCUGGCACCCUCCAGCCCAUGUAGCCCCUGCUUCCCACCCUGGGUUUCCCAGCACUUGAGCCCAUCUUCCCCUGCAGUUGGGGGCCUGGGCUCCCCCAGCCAGCCUGGAGAGAUGAGUGAUGGCUGACAAGUCCAGGGUGACCACCCAUAGACCAGAGCAGUGGAAACAAAGCUUGGGUCCCACCCCAGCUACAGGCCUUGCCUGGGGGCACUGGUGAUGGUGCCCCAUGGGUCCAGGAUGUGGUGGGGGGCAUCAGAGCAGCCAGUGCCCAGGUAGCUGGAGGGGAGCUGUUUCCUUCCACCUGCCACUGGCGCCCCCUAUCUUCAAGUUGUGGAAAGGGCAUGUGCUGCCCCUCACUUUUGCUCUGUGGAUUCCUUGCAGGGCUCCCUGGGCAGGGCAAUAAAGAGUUUGACUCCA
This is a messenger RNA of Nyctereutes procyonoides (raccoon dog), 1809 nucleotides long. RefSeq names its product transmembrane protein 222 (gene TMEM222). The record is from RefSeq and is a predicted model, not a curated record. The coding region runs from base 169 to 795 and encodes 208 amino acids. The transcript has 6 exons. NCBI's taxonomy places the organism in Eukaryota, Metazoa, Chordata, Mammalia, Carnivora, Canidae.